Molecule: messenger RNA, 2907 nt
Organism: Aspergillus fijiensis CBS 313.89
Lineage: Eukaryota; Fungi; Ascomycota; Eurotiomycetes; Eurotiales; Aspergillaceae
Product: putative anucleate primary sterigmata (ApsB)
Exons: 3
Coding region: 244-2802 (852 amino acids)
Cellular component (GO): microtubule organizing center
Source: RefSeq, a predicted model, not a curated record
CCCGUCGUGACCGACGACGCAUCUUCUGGUCCCAACCUACACUUUCCAACUGCUCCGCGCCUAGCCAACCUUCCCUUUCCUUGCUCCUGUUCCUACUGGGACUGCUUCACUCCUAUGUACCUUAAAAUAUCAGUUCUCUACAACUUAUCACGAGAUCCUAUGCGAUCACAUCCACCAAUCUGAAAGUUCCAAGUCCUCCCCCCCCCCAUCCAAAAGCGUGGGGGAAUCUGCCCACAGAACACCAUGGAUACCAUCGGCUCAGGCGGCGACGCUGACCGCAUUGGCACUAACACUGACAAAGCACCAUCUAAUAUAAUCAGUCGACCCAACCCUGCGACUGAUACAUCUUCCGCGCGACAGCAAGAACCCGAUGAUACAAACCUUUCUCUGCCCCCUUUGCCCGAUAAUGACGACAGUAGCCUACUCCUGUCGAGCGAGGAUGGCGAUCACGAUCGUGCCGAGGAUCAGACCUUUCUCCAGGAAAAUGAAAUGCGGAAACGACUGAUGGACAUGGAGUCAAGUUUUUUACCUGACCCUUCGACCAUUCAAGCCACAGCAACAAAUCGAACCGUCGGUGCUGAUGAUACAUCAAUGGUUGAGGCGCAUCGCGGCAGUGGCCCUGGUCCUUCCGGUCCGGAAAAUUCUCAGCUAUCCUUUCUGGUACCGGUUGAGUCAAAUGUUGACAUUACAUCGGUCGGCGACGAGGUUCCGAUUCCGCAAACCCCUAGCCCGCGUCCUAGCCCGCGUCCGGAAGAGGCUGACGAUGAAGGCAUGGAUGCCACAUCCGCGGCUUCGUCCGAGCAGCACGCCGACAAUAUUACGACCCAAAUUGAGGGGACAUACUCGUCGCCAUCGACGGCGGCAGCUCUUAGGACAGCCAACAGGAAUCCGACCGCCUCUCCGGAAGAUCCUCGAGAUGCCAACCAAAUCUCUAUAGGCAUCAUUCAAAGAGAGCACUUCUCCACACCCGAGCCCAACCAGUUGCUACAGUCCAUAGGGCAGAACUCUCGCAGCGAGCCGCGCAACUUAUCACCUGGGCCGUCGAGGUUCUUCCAAGAGAACAGCGGCGGGAACGCAGAAGCGAUCUCGCGCGCAAGCAGUCGCAGAAGUAGUAGGCCAAAGUAUCUGGCCAGCCGCCAGUCGGCACAUCGGCUUUCAUACUCAUCGGUAACAAGCACCGGCACAGAGAUAACAAAUAGCGAUGCGACAUUGGGUGCUGAUUAUGCCCUUCAAUCGGGCGGUGCAGCACCUGGCAUGACGAGUAGCAUCCAAGCCGGACAGCGCAACACUCUAGCCCGAUCGGUGAGCUUGGGCAGCAUGGCUUCAGGCAUUUCUGGUUACAGCGACGAUAACGUCUUUGACCGUAAAGGACCCAGUGGAACUAUAGAAGGGGGUCUCCACACUCUCAACGAGGAAGACGGGCCCUCAAGGUCGCGCCCAGGAUCAUCUUCCCAACACCAUCACACCCAUCAGCCCGGAAAUCAUGUAUCUGAGCAAUCAAGUGCCCAGGAAGCUGCAGGGCCAAUAACACCGAAGGCUAAACAUCGCAAUAACAGCUUCCCCACGGAUACAGCUAUCGCCGAACGCAUCAAAGAUGUUCAGAUCCCAAGCACAUUCGUCAAGCAAUUUAGGGAGGAUUAUGGCAGCCGUGCACUGUCCCCAGACAAACGUACAAGCACCACUCCCGGCUUUACAAAGAGUGGUCGUACCAUGACCCUCAAGGAGCAAAGUAGUACCAUCGACCGUCUCUCGAAAGAGAAUUUUGAUCUGAAGAUGAGAAUCCACUUUUUGAAUGAAGCCUUGAACCGGCGCUCUGAGGAAGGUAUCAAAGAGAUGAUUUCCGAGAAUGUCGAGCUUAAAUCAGAUAAGUUGAAAUUACAAAAAGACAGCCAGAACCUGAAGCGGAAAGUCCGUGAGCUUGAAAAACAGCUAAAGGAUCAGCAAUCAGACAAAGAACCUAUGGUUAAUCACGACCCUGACGGCUCCGAAGAUGAAGACCGAGAUGCAGCACAGGACGAAGAGAUAAUAUUCCUGAGGGAACGAAUAGAAACCUAUGAGCUAGAGAUUGAGAGGUUCAGGUCAGAAAGUAUCGUGCGUGAGAGCGAGAAGAGAAGACUUGCUGAGAUGGUGAAAUCACUCAGCGAUGGAAGGAGUGAGGGAAGGCCCAUGGGAUCAGACGUGGGAGCAAGGGAAGAGAGGGAUAUGUGGAAGGACAUGCUCGAGGCCGAGGCCGCAGCACGUGAACAAGCCGAGGAGGAGAACAAGAGAUUACGAGAGGAGGCCUUGCGCCUGAGGACCGAGACGAUGAGCUUCCCACUGACCUCCGCGCGGCCUGGGCAGCGGGACUGGGUUGGAUCGGUGGCCUCAUACUCAGCCGCUUCUGAAAGAGAUUUCGUUCGAAAUGCUAAUACUGGGAGUUCCUCCAGUUCCACACUGGUCAUGGAAUUGGAGCUCCUGAAACAGGAGAAUGCAGAGUUAAGGAAGGAAGUGAGCGCGCAAACCUCGAUGCUUACAUCUCGGAAUCGGGAAAAAGAGCGUCUAUACCAGGAGAUUGAAGAACUAAAAUUAGGCCAGCGCCGCGACGGUAGUCGAUCAGUGGCGGGCGAUAGUAUCUUCGAUCGCUCGGCAUCCCGAGCUCAUGGUAGGCCUUCGUCCCGUGCUAGUGAUGGGACAGGUCAAUCUCCAGGCGACGAAGCAGAGCGAGAAGACUUAGAAGUGCGGAUUGGGGAAUUGCGUGACCAGGUCUCGGCCCUAAAACUCGAUAACCAGGCUAUCAAGCAGAUGACGAAAUCGAGACUCUGACUCAGGAGCGCGAUCAGGCAUUACAGGAACGUGACCAGGCCUUGCAGUUGGCCGAGGAACGCAACGAAGCUUUCCAACAUCUGAGGUCCGAAGCCCAGGAGGAGA